Molecule: messenger RNA, 956 nt
Organism: Patiria miniata (bat star)
Lineage: Eukaryota; Metazoa; Echinodermata; Asteroidea; Valvatida; Asterinidae
Exons: 2
Coding region: 1-930 (309 amino acids)
Biological process (GO): retrotransposition
Cellular component (GO): ribonucleoprotein complex
Molecular function (GO): single-stranded RNA binding
Source: RefSeq, a predicted model, not a curated record
AUGGCUAACUUUGAUAGGGUGCAAUCAGAAAAGGCACAAUUGUCAUCUUCACACGAUGACAUAACACAACACAAAGGGACGACCCAACAAGGUAUCUCUUCUACACCAACAACUAAGACUGUACCAGUUGACGCCAACAGCAACCCCAAACAAAAUGCUGAACUUCGGGAACAGAUUGCUAAAUCUAUCAUCGACGAUCCAGCUACCCUGAAAGCCAUCGUUGAUCCCAUCGCUACACUCCUCGCAGACAAGAUCAUCGACUCUGGUCUCAUGAUGGGUAAGCUUGCUGAUAGUCUAGUUGCAAGUAAGCUUUUUGUAGACUCCAUAGCAUCGGCUGUGCAGGAAACCAUCGCACAAAAUGUCUACGAGGCCACUUCAACGGAUAUCAACAAACAUUCAGAUCAACUGGAAAAGAUGCACAAUCAAAAUCGGAAAAUAUCCGAUCAAAACGACCAAUUGAAACAGGAGAUUGGUGAUCUUGAGCAAUACAGCCGUCGGAACUGUCUACUGAUACACGGUAUUCCAGAGACCCCCAACGAAAAUACCGACAAGAUCUCCCUUGAGGUACUCAACAACAAACUCAAGCUAGAUCUCCACUUGCACGAUCUAGAUAGAUCUCAUCGCCUUGGCAAGCCCCGGAAAUCGACUACCCCCUCUGGUGCCCCCCAACGGCCACGCCCCGUCAUCGUGAAGUUCACGAGCUAUAGAUCACGCUCGCUGGUAUUUGCCAACAAACGCCAUCUGAAAGGGUCUUCUGUGCACAUCACCGAGAACUUGACAAAAAGGCGGCAUGAGCCUUAUCAAGAGGCCAGACGAUGUGAUGGAUUUGAAGCCGUCUGGACCAGAGAUGGUAAGAUCAUCUUGCUCUUGAAGAACAAGACAAAGACAUCAAUCACCACCCUCAAAGAACUGAACAAACUUUGUCCAUAGACAAAUGGUUUGUAAUAUCAAACAUA